This is a messenger RNA of Dromaius novaehollandiae (emu), 4677 nucleotides long. RefSeq names its product reticulon 4 (gene RTN4). The transcript is spliced from 9 exons. NCBI's taxonomy places the organism in Eukaryota, Metazoa, Chordata, Aves, Casuariiformes, Dromaiidae. Gene Ontology annotation, biological process: endoplasmic reticulum tubular network formation; neuron differentiation; brain development. Bases 148 to 3660 code for a protein of 1170 amino acids. Gene Ontology annotation, cellular component: neuron projection; endoplasmic reticulum membrane; postsynaptic density. The record is from RefSeq and is a predicted model, not a curated record.
CGCCCCCCCAGCGGUGACUCAACAGGGCGUGGAGGCUGGUCCCGCAGCGGCGGCGGCGCAGCCCUCGCCCUCCCCCCGCGGCAGCCACCGGAGCCGGCAGGCACAGCCCAGCCCAGCGCACUCAUUGUUCCGCUAGCUCCGGGCACCAUGGACGAGCUGGACCAGUCCCCCCUGGUCUCCUCCUCCUCCGGGCCAGCGCGGCCGCAGCAGCCCCAGUUCAAGUACCAGUUCGUGCUGGACGACGAGAAAGACGAGGAGGAGGAGGAAGAGGAAGAGGAGGACGAGGACUUCGACGAGCAGCUGGAGGUGAUGGAAAGGAAGCCGGCCGCGCCGCCCGCCGCCGCCCUGCCCGAGCGGCCGCCGCAGCUGCUGAACCUCGGCGGCCCCACCGAGCUUCCUCUCCCCGCCGCCGCCCCGGAGCCGCCGCCGUCCGACCGGAGCCCCCCGGGGGCCGUCUCCUCCUCCUCCGCCGCCGCCACGCCGUCCCCCGCGCAGGAGCAGCCGCUGGCCCCCGCCCGGCCCGCUCAGCCCGAGCCCAUCCUCGGCGGCCCCCGCAGAAAGGGGUCCUCCUCCGGCUCGGCCGAUGAGACCCUUUUUGCUCUUCCCGCUACAUCUGCGCCUCUGAUGCACUCCUCUGCAGAAAAAAUUCUGGACUUGCAGGAGCAGCCAGGUAGCACUAAGUCACUUGGUCAAGAGGAUUUUACUGCAGUCCCGCUUGUCACUGCUGCUACUCUUCCUUCCCUCUCUUCUUUCUCAGCUGAUCCCUUUAAAGAACACACAGCCUUUGAUGCACUCUCAGAUGGAUUACCUGCAAGAGGCAUUUACAAAGAAAAUGCAAGUGAGGUUUAUAAAGAAACUACAGAAAAUGCAAGAAAUCCGUUUCUCACAGACAGAAAAGAAAAAGACAUUUCAGAGGUGAAAUACUCAGAAAUGGAAUCUCCGUUCGCUAAAGCGGAAGCAGCCAUUUUAUCUCAAGCUAAGGAAGAAAUACAGCUAGAGGGCCCUAAAGAAUUACCUAAUCUAGAGAAAAUGCCUGCACAGCAACUGGAUAUGUCUCCAGAAACUCCUGAAGAUUUGUUCGAGAAAAAUGAGGAAGAUGCCUGUUAUAACAAAGAGAAAUACGGAGUUGGUGAUGAUGGUGAAAAAGGGGCACUGAAAGAAGACACUCUUAGAAGGGAAGAAUAUGUAGACUUCAAACCGUUUGAGCCGAUAUGGGAAGUAAAAGGUGCUAGUCAUGGACUUAGCAGCUUGAAAGAGGAUGUCGAAAGUAAGAUGGAUGGCAAAUUAGAAAGCAGUUUAGAUGAGAAAUAUGGUGUAGAUAAGAUAUCUGUACAGAAGGAUUAUGAAAAAGAGAGUGAAGGCAGCGCUGAAGAUCUCUCUUUCCCAAGUACCCCAGAAGCUAUAAAAGAUUCUUUGCAGGCUUACAUCACUUGUAAUAAAUCUGAAUCCCCUGUAACUCCUGAUGGUAACAAAAUCAAAUCUCUUUCUCCACUAGAGGAAGGCACUUCAGAGAAUAAAACUGACGAUGAGAAAAAAAUUGCAGAAAUGAAAGCUCAGAUCAGCACAGAACAAGGUGAUUUUAGCACUCAAGCAGUUGGCAAGCAGGAAGGACAGGAAGCUGACUAUGCUAAAACAGAUAGUUUAUCAACAGUGCCAUCUGACACUGCAGCAAAUAUGCCUGAAGGUCUUACUCCUGAUCUAGUGCAAGAAGCAUAUGAAAGUGAAAUGCAUGAUGCAGCAUGUACAAAACUUGCUUAUGAAACAAAGAUUGAUUUAGUUCAAACCUCUGAGUCAGUGCAAGAGACUCCGAAGCCCGUGACACAACUCUGUCCCUCAUUUGAAGGGUCUGAAGCUGCCCCAUCACCCAUAUUGCCUGAUAUUGUUAUGGAAGCCCCAUUAAAGACUGGGACUGCUGGUGUAGAAGCAUCUGCUGUGCAGCUUGAAGCUUCCCCAUUAGAAACAUUUAUUCCUACUGCUAAUUAUGAGAAUGUAAAACAGGAGACCAGUAAACCUCCCCUAUACCAAGAGGCAGUGAAUGUACCAUUGAUGCAGACACAAGAAGCUAAGGAGGAAGUAACAUUUAAAAAAACUGAUCAUGAGAGUAGUGCUAGUCCUCAAGAUAUAGAGACUCCUUAUAUAUCUAUUGCAUGUGACUUAAUUAAAGAAACAAAGGUCUCUGGUGAAUCUGCUUCUCCAUCCUUUACAGAUUAUUCAAAGACAUUGAUAACAGAAUGUGUUUCUCAGGAUGUGCCUGAACACAAAGAAUUUGUUGAAAAGCUGUCUCCCCAGUCUGGGAAGUCUGACUUGUUUAAUAGCCAGGUGAUACCUGAGUUUCCUCAGAAAGAAAGUGAAGAUCCGUCUCUUGUCUUAAAAAAUAAAUCAGCUGAGGCUAUUAUAACUGAUGAUGAACGUGAGGAAGAACUGAUGGAUUCGGUAGCUGCCACUGGCAAGCCUUAUCUUGAGUCUUUCCAACCCGAACUGGACUCUUCCAGAAUUACUACUGCUUUACCGUCUGAGCCAACGCCUACAAAAAUAGCCAAGGCAGAGACGAUUCCUCUUCAAAUGGAAGAGCUGAAUACGGUGGCCUAUUCAGCUGAUACAUCUGUUGUUAAGGAACCAAAAACGGGAGACAAGAAGAGUCUCUCACCCAUGGAGUCUUCCCCAGUCCCAGUGACAGAAGACUUUGUGAUGUUAGCUGAUCCUAAAACUGUUCCUGAGUUUGUGGCAGAAACCCCUGACAGAGAAAUAAUGUACAAAGAUGAAAGUGAAGAGAUCAGUAAUGUGAUUGAAGAUGAGAAGAAGCAGAUGCCUUGCCCAGAGCUACCUUGUGAUCUGUCUAUAAAGAAUGUAGAAGUAAAAUCUGAAGAAGAUACUAAUUUCCUGAAGAAGUCCUUGGAGGCUGUGGACAAAGUGCCUGAAGUAUCCAUGGUGCCCUUACUGGCCACAGAUGUCUCAUCUUCACCUGCUGAAAAAGAGAUAGUCAGUGUAGUAAAACCAGAAGCUUUUGAGAAGGAAGCUGAGAGAGGAGCUGCUUCUAUUAAGGAAAAGGAAAAAUCUACUGCUUUAUUUUCAGCAAAGCUGAAUAAAUCUUCAGUUGUUGACCUCCUUUACUGGCGAGACAUUAAGAAGACAGGAGUGGUGUUUGGUGCCAGCUUGUUCCUGCUGCUUUCAUUAACAGUGUUCAGCAUCGUGAGUGUGACAGCUUACAUUGCCUUGGCCCUGCUCUCUGUGACGAUCAGCUUUAGGAUAUACAAGGGAGUUAUCCAGGCAAUCCAAAAGUCUGAUGAAGGCCAUCCAUUUAGGGCUUACCUGGAAUCUGAUUUAGCUGUGUCUGAAGAGCUUAUUCAGAAAUACAGUAAUGUUGUGCUUGGUCACAUUAAUGGCACAGUCAAAGAGCUGAGACGCCUCUUCCUAGUCGAUGAUCUAGUUGAUUCUCUGAAGUUUGCAGUGUUGAUGUGGGUAUUCACUUACGUAGGUGCCUUGUUUAAUGGUCUGACAUUACUGAUACUGGCUUUGAUUUCGCUCUUCAGUGUUCCUGUUAUUUAUGAGAGACAUCAGGCCCAAAUUGAUCAUUAUUUGGGACUAGUGAACAAGAAUGUCAAAGAUGCGAUGGCUAAGAUCCAAGCAAAGAUCCCUGGGUUGAAGCGCAAAACUGAAUAAAAAUUCUGAAGCAACUUAUCGAUAGGAAGUUCAUCUUUUAAGGGGGAAAAUACUCAUCUGGAUUUACAUGGGGAGGGUCAGGGAAUAGCAAAACCCUUGACAUUGCAGUGCAAUUUCACAGAUCUUUAUUUUUUAGCAACGCAGUGUUUGAGGAAAAAUAACUGUUUUGACUGCCAUGUGUUUCAUCAUCUUAAGUAUUGUAAGCUGCUAUGUAUGGAUUUAAAACUAAUCAUCUUUCUUUAUCCUGUGUGCAGCACUGGCUAAUACAAAAGAUUUGAGAAAGCUGUACAUUUUGCUUCAUCAGAGGUAGUCCCUGCUGCGUUCAAGAAGAGGUAGUGCAGGUGGAUUGGAGGGUAACACUUCCCAGUUUGUGCACUGUGUAUGGUCUGUGUAGAUUGAUGCAGAUUUUCUAAAAUGAGAUGUUUUAGAAGAAUAUACCAUUUUAGCAAGUUUUGAAAAAUCUUGCCUUUUUGGUAUGAGUAUAGCUGUAUUGUGAUUUUAUUGUUUUAUCAAUUGCCUAUAUAUAUAUAUAUAUAUGUGUUUCACAAAGCUUAGAUCUUUCAGCUGCUCUUCAGUGCUUCAUACUUCAGAGAAUUGACUGAUUUCUGGACUAGCUCCAUAGCACACAAGCUUGAAAAAUUAAAAUGUCUCUGUAAACACUAUGAUUUGUUUAAAAGAAAAAGGAAUGGACAAAGGAACCUCCACGUACAUUUAAAAAAAAAAUAAAUUACAGCAUACACUUUGCACAAGCAUACAGUAGUUGAUUUUAAAUAAAUACUUACACAGUCUCUCAAACUCUGAUAAUCUGUGGACCGAAUAUCUAAGGCCGCAACUGUUGUUUGGAAACUUAAAACCUUGUAAUGCAGGAAAUUAUAAAUGAAAAUUUAUACACUUGCAGUUUAAGCUGUAUUGAACUAAGUCUGUGGAAUGCAUUGUGAAAUGUAAAAAAAAAAGAAAAAAAAACAACCAAAAAACAAAAAAACCCAAGUAUCAAUAAAGCUUAUAGACAUAAAAUAA